AGUUGUAUACAAGAACUUUCAUUCUACGGUUAGCAUAAGUUAUUUUCCAUCGUAUAAGCAAGCUUAAAAAGAAACAAGUACUAAAUUGGAAUCAUAAAAAAAUGAAUUUAUUUUAUACAAUUUUAGUAUUCAGUAUUUUAACAAGCACAACGGUUGGCGCUGGUCUGACGAUUCUAAAGACGGCAGUGGAAGUGAUAUCGUUUGGAUUAGAUGUCUACUCCUUUUUUGACUCUAUAUUAGGAGAUGAUGAGACACAGAGUACCCCGGCACCUAUAGAUUAUGACAGGAUAAUCAACAGAAUCUCGGAGAGAAUAGAAAUGUCAUCAGAAUCCAUUAUUUUUAAAAUAGAGCUGCAAGCGUAUAUCUCGGAGCUACGCGACGUUGCUCUUACUGUCGGGCAACUUCUUACAGAGAUGGAGAACAUCAUCAAAGCUAAAAGUAAAGACACAAGAGAAGAGUUACAGAGACGAUUUCGCAAAAAUUUUGAGAGGUAUGAAAUUGAAAUAUACAGAGUAAAAAGCCUAUUAACUUUCAAAAUUGAGGUGUCGGAGAUUUCCAGUUCAUUGCUGUCACUUAUUGCGAAUGAAUUUGAAUGCGGGAUGACCAGUUUAGAAGAGUUUCAAAAUUAUUAUAUGACACUGGUUUCGGAUGUAGUAGCACUGGCUCUAUUAAAUGAGAAGCUUUCAGACAAUAGUCUGUAUAAUUUAACCAUCGUAUCUUGGCAAACGACAAUAAAAUCUCUGUUUGAUGACAUGGAAAAACAGAAAGAGGAAUGUAAAGGUAAUUUCUUUGAACUGAUAACGAAAGACCUCAUCCGCAUCAAUGAUCCCUCGGACCUUUUUGAAAAUAAUCAAAAUAAAUACCCAUACCAGGAAACCGACGUCUUGUAUCUCGGUGGCAGUUAUUGUUUGUGGAGUCUAAAAGCUUAUGAAAAACUAUUGAACAAAUCGAAAGACCAUACUAUGACUUUAGUUUUUAUAAACGACGAGGAAAAUGUGCUAUCCGACACCUCAGAGCUUCAGAAAAUUGUGCCAAAGGCAAAAUAUGAGAACUGUUUAGACGACAUCGGCAAUAUCUUAUCUCACUUUGAUGUUUUACACAAAGAUCUAAUCUUUUGGCUGAUGUACCCUCAAAGCCAGGCCACCAAAUUCAAGAUUUUGCUCGAUCAAAAUUCAACUGCGAGUACAAUAACCACUGAAUCAGACAGCACCAAAUACACGACAGUUGUUUACCUACGAACGCAGGACCUCAAUACCAACUCAGCCCUCACCCCUAGUGAUUUUGAUGUAAAACUUUACGAAAAGGUUGAUGCAGUUGAUGAAUCGUCUGGUCUAAAGGCAUGGAAGCUGGGCGUUAUAAUUGUUGGUUCAGUUGCUUUUGUUGUCUCAAAUGUUUUAAUAGUAGUAUUGUGGUACAAUCGUAAACGUUCCCGGUUGGAAAACGGAAUGAGAGUUAUAUAUAUAGAUGAUCUAUGAGACCAAAACAAACAAGAAGAUCGAGGAAUUUAAAUUUUAAAUCCAUACUUUAUGUUUAUGUGAUACGGACAUGCGCCAUAUGGGAAAAUUAGACUCAUCGAUUUUUCGCACAAGUGAAAAUAUUUUAUACAGCGCAAAGAAGGAGCCCUUUACUUUAUCAAAUUUAUGGGAAAAUAUUAUAGGUAUUUCAGCUUUGCAAACGAUGUUAUAAUAUUCAAUGCAUUGUCUUUCUUAUGAAUAUUUUAUUUCCAAAAUCAAUUUAAUAGAAAAUGGUCUUUCCUGCGUAUACUUUAUGUCUGUCUAUCUACAAUUAGAUAUAUAGUAAAAUAUGGAAAAUUUGCUGAAAUUUCUUCUGUUUAACAAUGAAUAACUAUAUUCCUAUUUGCUCUUGAAGACCUUUGCAAACGACUUAGUAAUCUAUAUUCAUUUAGCUAUUGUUUUAUAUUAACUUCAGUUUUCUAGGAGAAGAAGAAGAAAAUGGUCUUUUUUAAGCAUUUUGCAGGUAAGUAUAGUUUUUAUUUCGUUGUCGGAGAGACUCGAACAUUCUCGUAUAUUUCCGUCAAUUCUUACGGAAUUUAAGCUCCUGUACGGUAAAAACUGAUUUCUUCUCACCGGCUAAACUGCACACAUGUAUGAAUUAAUAAAUAAGUGGACGUUCCAUAAUGAUUUUGUUUACAGCCAAUAGUCGAUUUUAAACAGCUUAACGAUCGAAAUUUACUAUUUUGAAAAGAAGAAUUUUGAGUUUGCAUAGAAACUGGAUCUUGUUCGAAGCUCGAAAAUGAAAUGUUCAGUGUUUUAUUCGAGCCAGCAUUGAGUCUGUUGAAAAUGGAAAUCUUAAGGAACUGAUUUCGAGCUUGAAUUAAAUUUCGGGAGUGUAAGAAGAAAAAAAGACUCAAAAGUUUCAAAACGUUGAAAUUUGAGGCGGCAUAUUUUGGGCAAUUUAGAAAAUUUUUCUUUCACACUAAAUGGUGAACCAAUAGAAACAGUGAACGAAUAUAAGUAUUUAGGUAUAUUAUUUUCAUUUUCGGGCAGUUUUCUUAAAGCUAAAAAACAAUUAGCUGCACAAGCAAAUAAAGCCAUGCAUAUUCUUUAUAAAAGGAUUUAUAAUUUAGACCUUCCUAUAGAUAUUCAACUGAAACUUUUCGAUCAAACAGUUCAACCAAUUUUGACUUACAACUGUGAAUCGUGGGGCUUUGAUAAUAAUGAUAUAAUAGAGAAAGUACAUGCUGAUUUCUUACGAAAAAUAACAAAAUCAAAGAAAAGUACGCCUAUUUAUAUGCUGUAUGGGGAAUUAGGUCGCUACCCAUUAGAUAUUGUAAUCAAAGUUAGAAUUGUUAGAUAUUGGGCCAAAGUAUUAAGUAGCAGCAGUUCAAAAUUGAAUAGAAUCUGCUAUGAAAAUAAAUUUUUUUAUGCUUUAUUCAACCUCAAGUAAUAAAUGGCUAGAUUGUGUCAAGAAUAUUCUAGAUUCUACAGGAAACACUUUUAUUUGGAUUAAUCAAAGUUUACUAGAUUUACGUAAUUUACAUACUACAAUUAAAAGAAUACUAUUGGACCAGUUUUUCCAAGAUUGGAAUAAUAAGAUAAGUAUUUCGUCGAAGGGCAAAAACUACAGACUUUACAAAAUAAAUGCAAAUUUUGAAAAAUAUCUGUCUAAACUCCCGGAAAGCUUAAGAAUUUCAUUGUUUCAUUUUAGGACGGGAAACCAUAGGUUACCUGUCGAUGUAGGGAGGUGGACCCAGUCAUUUGUUCCUCUUGAGAACAGAAAAUGCAGGUUGUGCCCCCUUAACGACAUAGUCGACGAGUACCACUUUAUGCUAGUCUGCCCCUUUUUCUCCCAAUUCAGGAAGGUUUAUAUACCAAGACGUUUUUAUUCAAGGCCAAAUACACUAUUAUUUAAAGAAUUGUUAAACGCGGACUCGAUUAAAAUCCUAAAACAUAUUGCUAAGUUUGUUAAAAUCAUACUUAACCACUUCAGACGAAACUAAUAAUAUGUCGUUAACAUACAAAAGAUAUAUAGAAAAAGUUGUUACUCACGACUGCAAAAUAAGCCCGUCAAACCGACAAGAUAUGUCACAUUUUAAUUCAAUGCCUAAUGCUAUUUUCCAUUCAUUAAAUUUCAAGCCGAAUGACUCUGACGGUCAGUUUUCCCACGCUACUUACUAAUUAUAGUAUAUUUGCAAAAUUUGCACGAGGAAAGCAAGCGACUCUUUAUUGUAUGACCUGAUAACCAGAUAAAGUUAACUCAUACGUUUAAAACUUUGUUGAUUUCAUAGCACAAGUUCACUAUAUUUUUUACCAUUUUUGAUACAUCGCGAUUUUGUGAACAUUUAUAAGAUUUCUCACUUAUAUGGAAGUAUAACAUUGUCCCCCAUGUAGAUUACCAGAUGAUUGUAUUUACUUGAUCCUUUUCUGUCAUGUUGUUCCUUAGUAUAUGAGCCUGACAGUAAUAAACGUAAAUGUUG
Messenger RNA from Mercenaria mercenaria, 3937 nucleotides. RefSeq lists its product as uncharacterized. The transcript has 2 exons. Bases 102 to 1475 code for a protein of 457 amino acids. NCBI's taxonomy places the organism in Eukaryota, Metazoa, Mollusca, Bivalvia, Venerida, Veneridae. The record is from RefSeq and is a predicted model, not a curated record.